AAAGAGCAGGAUCAAGCUGGCUACACAUUGUCCCAUGGGGAAUCAGGAAACUAGCAGUGUAUGUCAAAGACAUCUACGGAAACCCACCUGUAUACAUCACAGAAAACGGGAUGGAUGAGAAAAACAAUCCAUUCAUAGACAUGGAGAAAGCAUUACAAGAUGACAAGAGGAUAAGCUUCCACAGAGACUACCUCUCAAACUUAUCAGCUGCCAUAAGGAAUGAUGAAUGUGAUGUAAGAGGAUAUUUUGUGUGGUCAUUGCUAGACAAUUGGGAAUGGAACUCAGGAUACACAGUCCGGUUUGGGAUCUACUACAUUGACUACAAGAACAAUCUCACAAGGAUCCCUAAAGCCUCUGCUAGAUUGUUUCAAACUCUACUUAGCUCUUCAAGCAAGCUUUUACAGGAGAAGGCAACAGAACAAGAGUUCAAAUUCCAAGAGAAAUGAUAGAGAUCAAAAGACAGAGAUAGAGUAGGAAUUUUCAUAUAUACACGGAUUAUUCAUAUACGGAUCAAAGACGAUUCAAGCCGAAACAGAGCUGAAUCAAAUGUAAUUGAUAAAAAGAAAAA
Camelina sativa (false flax) is the source of this 568-nucleotide messenger RNA. NCBI's taxonomy places the organism in Eukaryota, Viridiplantae, Streptophyta, Magnoliopsida, Brassicales, Brassicaceae. The record is from RefSeq and is a predicted model, not a curated record.